CGUGUUUGCUUGCAGUUAGUGAAGAAGGCUGGGAGGGAAGUGCAGUUGAUCUCCGGCUGCUGCCAUUAGCCUGUGUGCCUAUAGGACGAGACUAUCGUUCUUAAUAUAGCUUCUUCAAGUGUGAAACCUUUACUUCGAGCAUUGGUACCUGUCAAGAGAAACCAAGAACAAUCUCAUGACCUAAAUAAAAAUGAACCCAUAGCAAACAAGCCCAGGUGAGCAACACAAGAUUGGCAACGGGAACACACGGGAAGACAAUGGAGACGGUCGUCAUCGUGGCCAUCAGUGUCCUGGCCACAAUAUUCCUGGCCUCCUUCGUUGCUCUGGUGGUGGUCUGCAGACAGCGUUACUGCCGUCCCUCUCAUCUGCUGCAGCCGUUUGACUCUAAGCCUACAGUGGACCUGAUUGGUGCGAUGGAGACCCAGAGCGAGCCGUCCGAGCUGGAGCUGGAUGAUGUUGUGAUUACAAACCCUCACAUUGAGGCCAUCCUGGAGAAUGAAGACUGGAUCGAAGACGCAUCGGGCCUUGUGUCACACUGCAUUGCUAUAUUGAAGAUUUGCCAUACACUGACAGAAAAGCUUGUUGCUAUGACUAUGGGUUCAGGAGCUAAAGUCAAGGCUCCAGCUAGUCUCAGUGACAUCAUCAUUGUUGCAAAACGCAUCAGUCCACGGGUGGAUGAUGUGGUACGCUCAAUGUACCCUCCCCUGGACCCCAAACUUCUGGAUGCAAGGGCAACAGCACUUCUACUAUCGGUCAGUCACCUGGUUUUGGUGACCAGGAAUGCUUGUCACAUUUCCGGGGGCAUGGACUGGAUAGACCAGUCUUUGAAUGCGGCCGAGGAUCACAUGACUGUCCUUCGAGAGGCUGCCCUGGCCUCUGAGCCUGAAAGAAACCUGCCAGGAGCUGAAGCAUUUCGUCAGGAGCAGUCCUCCAUAUAGAGCUGUGCUCCUGACUGGGAGAGAAACUACUACAGCGUUACACAGUGCUGUGUUUGUUAUAUGCUCAUAAUUCACUGUCUGGUUGUGCAGUUUUGUUUUGUUUUAUUUAGAAGACAGGGGACUUGUAUUUCUUAAGGCUGCUGUGAGAUUUCAUUUUCUCUGUAGCCUGCACCAUUUUAAGUAUAUAGUAUAUAAUAUAUAUAGUAGUACCUUGGCUUGAACAAGUUAGUGUCGGGAAAGCAUGCUCUGGGUUCUUUAUUGGCAAAAAGACAAAUCUUAAACAAACCCUGCUAAACAUGCGUCCAAUGAAACUACAAUGAUCAAACAAGCCCACACAAGGAAGUAAGUAAUGAUAAAAAGUGUAUAAUAUCUGCUUUGUUAAUCGACCUGUUCUGUUCAAUAGGGAAUUGAAAGCAUGUGAAACAUUACCAGUUGAACAUUGUAUGUGAGUAUUACACAAAUCAAUUGGUCUCCACUCUAAUUAUAUAUAUAUAUAUAUACACACACACACACACACACAUACAGUGGAACAUCGCAUAUCCGACCGUCAUUUUGUAAAUGUCAUUUUCUAUAGAUGUUCGCAAAUCUGACUCUUUAACAUAUCGGCCUAUACCCCAGUCCACAGGGGGUUGGAUAUGCAAUGUUAUACUGUGUGUGUAUAUAUAUAUAUAUAUAUAAUCAGUUUGGUACUUUGAUAUUUAUGUCAUGUAAGAGAUUUGGUACUACUCUGGUUUACCUUUAAAAACAGGACAUCAGGUUGACAAAUGGGUUGGUAUCUACUAGAAAGACAUGCCCUAAACAUACAAAAAACACCCACAUGGAAUAUUUUGCAAUACCGACUUCAACCGAUCUAAACUUUCGAUCUAACCCUAAAGUCUAUUGGUCAGAAUCAAACAUUUAGUGCUAUGCUAUGUAUAAUCCAAUUGUGUAUUUUUGAUAAAGUGCUAGUACAUGGGUAACCAUGUAAGGCUUUAUAUACUAUUAUUAUGUAAAUUACUUUCUUACCAGUAUUAGCAAUUUGCAUGGUGAUACAUUAUGAAACUACUUCUAUUCAAUCCCAGUUGUUUAAAUCACGUAAAUGAAGCAUUUAUUUCUCUUUGUUACAAGAUCUGGUAUGUGGAUCAAAUCAGUAGCACUUUCGUAAGAUUUUGAUUUCUUCCUUAUUUUAAUUGUAUAACUUUGUUCAAAGGUCUAUGUGCAAAGCAUGCUCCUUUUAAUUUCUUUUGUCAUUGAUAAUGCUUUUUUUUUUUUUUUAAUUAGCACUUUUAGCGGUACUUUUUUACGUAUUAUUCUUUAACCCAAGCAUAUUUCAAAUAAUUGAACGUGUUACUGUGUUUAUAUGUGAUAGAAGACAUGUCUAUUCUGUAUUAAUGUACCAUCAAAACACUGGUCAGUCACUUUUCAUUGUUUUUAAAUAAUUGGUCUGAGGCGCCCAGAAUUAAAGUCUUCUGUCACAUGGGGGAUUAUUUCUAAUCCACUCUUAAAGUUGUGUAAACUAUAAAUGCCAAUAGAAAAGUUUAAGCGGCAGGUCAUUCGGAAUAAUUGGAGAAGAAAAUGUUUGAUUCAGUUAUAUUCUCAAUUUAGAGUUUGCAAAAAAAAAAAGAAAGAAAUCCAAUUUGAUAUUACUGUGCUACAGUUAAAUAUAAUAUUAGUUGUCCAACAAUAAUGGUUAGCUUGUUUACUAAGGAUAAUAAAGCUGUUAAAUACCAUAUCCACUUGCCAACAUUCCAAUACAUCUUAUCUUGCUGUAAAUGCACGGAAAACAAUGACCUGAUCCUACAUGACAGUUCUUAUAAAAUACAGUGUAAAACUGUUUAUAAUAUAUGUUAUUUCAGUAUGCAGGUGUAACAGGCAGUGUUGUGUGAUACAGUGCCGUUACCAGUUCUCUCCAGCCCCCUGUCGGUGAGAUGAGAUGAGGUUAAAAGGUCUUAAACCGCGGAUGCAAGCAAGCCCAGCUCUUGCACUGUGGUUUGGAUGCUCGCUUGCGGGGUGUGUGUGAUCAGCGGUUCGCACCCAGCCUCUGCCCUGUUACACGGGCUUCUCACUUGAUUUAUUACACAUGUUUACUCUUUCUCUGACUGUACAUGUAUCUGUUGCAAGAGCCUUCUAAAGAAACAUUCAAGAUGUUUACUCUUUUUGAAACAUUAACAGUUUUAUUCUCCUUUGUUAAAUUUGCACUGUAGCAAAAAAUCCCAUUAUUUGAAGGUUGCUGUGAACUUUCCCCAAAGAAUUCCACAUGCACCUAACAACCACCAAAUUACACUGAAAGAAAAAAUACUGUACUGCAGAACAUUAUUUUCAAUUACAAUCAUAUUUAUUAUUAAAAAAAUUGCUGUAAUGUUUCAGGUAUGUAUUCAAUAUAGUACUUGCGCUGUUUAUUUACAGUAAUUUGUGUAUUUUGAUGAUGUAAACAUGUACUAUUGUUACUGAAAUUCACCUUGAAUGUUAUAUUUUGUUUUGCAAUAGGUUUGAGAAGGUAAAUACAAUAGCUUAUCAGCA
This is a messenger RNA of Acipenser ruthenus (sterlet), 3437 nucleotides long. It is a transcript of the gene tmem98, whose product is annotated as transmembrane protein 98. The record is from RefSeq and is a predicted model, not a curated record. Gene Ontology annotation, cellular component: endoplasmic reticulum. The coding region runs from base 258 to 938 and encodes 226 amino acids. NCBI's taxonomy places the organism in Eukaryota, Metazoa, Chordata, Actinopteri, Acipenseriformes, Acipenseridae. The transcript has 7 exons.